This is a messenger RNA of Aplosporella prunicola CBS 121167, 4020 nucleotides long. RefSeq lists its product as uncharacterized. Gene Ontology annotation, biological process: protein polyubiquitination; ubiquitin-dependent protein catabolic process. The record is from RefSeq and is a predicted model, not a curated record. The transcript is spliced from 4 exons. Lineage: Eukaryota; Fungi; Ascomycota; Dothideomycetes; Botryosphaeriales; Aplosporellaceae. Gene Ontology annotation, molecular function: protein binding; ubiquitin protein ligase activity. The coding region runs from base 156 to 3827 and encodes 1223 amino acids.
AAGCCGCACCUACAGCUUCCGUAAGCUUCUAGAGCUCGCCGCACCUCGCGCCUCCUUCCGCCGAAGCAUGUACUCCUGUUGAAACCGUUCAUUCCCGCGCGCCCGCCACGCUUAUAGUGCUCAUCACUCCGCACCUCUCGGCCGACAUCGCAGCCAUGUUUCAGACCUUCACUGGCUCCUCGAGGCGCCCUCGCCAAGUGAACCUUUCCGGACGAGUCGCAAACCCUUUUGCUGCGGUGGGCGCUGGUUCGGGACAGUCUGCAGUGAAAAGCGCGCAACAGGAAAGAGCUCAGAGGCAGCGCGAAAGAGAGAAGCUUAAUGCUGCUAAGGUGAUUCAGCGGACAUGGAGGGGCCACGUCUGUCGACGUGAGGUAUACGACCAAGUCCGCAAGGAAUGGGAUUCCUCGGAGAUGGGAGAGGACCCGGAGACUCCCUAUGCCACCGAGGAUGAGGCCCUCAUGCAGCUUCAGCGCCUGCUUCUCUUCUUGAACCUCCGUGACGAAAAAGACCUCGACAGACUCGGACAUUAUUGCAAACGCCAAAUGAAAACGUCCUACUCAGGUGGCUCCUGGCCUAUGGCAUACCUUCGUCUUCAAGAGGCUGUUCUCGGUGCCUUAGAACGGCAACUUAAAGCUAUCGAUCGCACAGAUAAUAAGAAUGCUACUGCUGACUUCAAGGACGCAGCUGCUCAAGGAGCAUCGGUUCUUGAGUCCAGCUCCGUGAUGCCUUCUCUGGAAACCCUUAGCUUCCUUACGGACAGAAUACCAAGGGAAUCCGCACGGAAUGCCCGGCGGUACUACCGUGUCAUGGCUGAGAUCACUCACAAUGCGUUUACGCACUACGACUCUUCUAAAGAGACAUUAGAUGCACAGAAAAAAGCUCUGCUUACCAAUAUUACCGCACCACUUGCGAAAUUGCACCCAGAUACCCCCAAGGUCUACGAGGCUCUCGCUUGCUCAUAUUUACCUCUGAGAGAACUGAGUAGUGGGGAGACAUAUGUUGUUUCAGGCACAACAGGUCUCUCGUGGCUAAAUCAGCUGGCUGCAAAAGUCAAUUACAAGCUUCUGGGCAACGGAGUUGCUGAAGCUGUGAGGAGCGGGGAUCUGGCUAACUACCAGCUCAACACUGAAGACCGCGUGCGCCUUCUUGGGUGUUUUAUCUACUGCCAUCGACACGCCCAUAAUUUCGGAGAGACCCAUGCUUAUUCGGCGCAAAAGGACUUCAUUUCUGUUGUUUCAGCACUGCUUUCGUCUGUUGCCGAUGAGGUCAGCCUGGAUGCGCAGCCUAUCGGAGAAGCUGACGAUGAAGCAAACUACAACAAACGUGUCCCAAGAAGAAUGACUUUGCCUCCAUUUCUGCAAGAUCAGAUCUCAGCUCUGGUCGAUGAGGGAAGCAUACGCAGUUUGUUGGCUGAUAGGACAAGCGAGUCUCUAGAUAAUGAGGCGAGAGAGUUGGCGAGUUAUGCGCUCACCCUAAUCCGCUUCUUCCCCCGCAGAGGGGAUGAGAUCCGCAUGUGGCUUUAUCUGGGAUCAAGCUCCGUCCGAAGCACCCCCGCGAUCAAAUACUUUUGGCAAGCCGUUCGCUCGACAAACGUCGUGCAAACAAUAUCCCGUGAUUCGAGAGCUGCAGUAGCUUUGUUGAAGACCAAAAAGAGUUCACGCUCCACUAGCCGCUGGCAACCUCCUGGCGUGGUUGAGGAUGUUUCGGAAUCAACAAGCAAGGAGUGGCAGGUCAUUUUGAUCUUCCUAGAACUGUACAUUUUCGUACUCAAGGUCAUGGACGACGAGGAGUUCUUUUCUGGAGGUACUUCCAUAGGCGAAGAUACAGGGUUGCGAUCAAGUCGGACACGGGAAAAUGCUCUACCUCUAACGGAGGUCCGCGAUUUGACAAUCUUCCUCAAAAAUCUCGGCUUUACAAUGUACUUCAAUGCCUCGGAGAUCCUUGGGGAUGACGAGCGCGAUCAGUCUUCAACCGGCGGUAUCAGCAGUUUCUUCAGUCUCAACUCACGGACGACUCCUGAACCCGAGGAAAACGAGCAAAAGCCAGUGCAACCCUCCAUCGGCGGUGUCACUGGCAUGACUCUGGAUUACGUCAAAGGUCUUGUCACUGGCCUUUUACGAAUGAUCUAUGAGCGGGAUUCCCGUCGAAAAUUUCUUCCAAAAGACCAUUGGCUCAUGACCCAGAGGUUCGAUAUGGACAGUUUUAUCUCGGCAGUUGUACAGGAAGAAGAGAACCGGAACCGAAUCCAAGAAGAAGACGAUGAGGAUAUCAACCAGGAUAUGGAGCAGGACAUUGAUGGCCUCGAGUUCAUCGAUGGCCGUAACCAGCCUCUUAUUGGUACCAGAAGGACGCAACAAGCUCGCCAUCUUGAGAGGCUACAAAGGCAGCAACGGCAAGCAUCCCGGAAAAGAUAUUUGCAACUCGUUGCGCCACGAUUAGAGAUCUUGCAGAACAUGCCUUUCUUCAUACCCUUCACAACCCGCGUGCAAAUAUUUCGGGAGUUUGUUCGUCUCGAUCAAUUGAAGAGAAGGCAUGGUUUUACGGAUCCAGAUCAAUGGCGUGUGGCAGUCUUGCAUGAGCUUGGUAACCGUGGUGCAAUAUCUCGGCACCAUGCCAAAAUUCGGAGAAAGUUCGAGUUCGACGACGCCUUCGAGCAUUUCUACGAACUUGGUGAAGGCUUGAAAGAGCCAAUCCAGAUCACAUUUGUAGAUCAGUUUGACACGGUCGAGGCAGGCAUUGAUGGCGGUGGUGUCACAAAAGAGUUCCUCACGAGCGUCACUAACCAAGCAUUCUCCCCCGGCGCUGAUGGUGAUAUCAACCUCUUUGUCGAAAACGAACAGCACCUUCUUUACCCCAACCCUUCGGCGACAGACGAGCAACGACAAAUCCUACGUGAAACUGGAAUUUCGGAAGACGCUGUGCUGUGGCGGAGUACUAUGAAGGAGAUGCUGGAACGUUACGAAUUCCUUGGUCGUAUCGUGGGCAAGUGCCUUUACGAGGGCAUUCUAGUUGACAUCAACUUUGCAUCCUUUUUCUUGCUUAAAUGGUCCCUGACUGGAGGUAACAACACUGCAGCCAGGGAGUCUGGUUACCGCGCCAAUCUCAAUGAUCUUCGCGAUCUUGAUGAGGAGCUGUAUCAGGGCCUGCUGCGCCUGAAGAACUAUCCCGGAAACGUCGAAGAAGAUUUGUGUCUGUCCUUUACUAUCACAGAUGUCAUCAGGAAGGAUCCAAAGACCGGUCGUACGAUCACCAAAACCCGUGACCUUCUGAGGAAUGGCUCAAACAUCCCAGUCACCAAUGACAACCGACUGGCUUAUAUAUCCUAUGUUGCGCGUCACCGCCUAGCAAUUCAACCCAAGGCGCAAAGUGACGCUUUCCUCAGAGGACUCUCCACUAUGAUUCAGCCCUCCUGGCUCAGCAUGUUCAACCAGGGCGAGCUACAAACUCUCGUCGGUGGUACCUCUUCCAGCAUUGACGUGGCCGACCUGCGGCGCAACACACAAUAUGGCGGUGUCUACGUCAUUGGAGAUGACGGCCUGGAACACCCUUCCGUUCAGCUGUUUUGGCGCGUCAUGGAGAGCCUAGAGGACGCCGACAGGCGCGCCGUGCUCAAGUUUGUGACUUCGACACCUCGCGCGCCGCUGCUUGGCUUCAGCAGCCUGAACCCGAGAUUCAGCAUCCGCGAUGCUGGCAGAGAUACCACCAGGUUGCCCAGCACAAGCACUUGCGUGAAUCUGCUGAAGUUGCCGAUCUACGGGGAUGAGAAGCUGCUUAGAGAAAAGCUGCUGUAUGCGGUGAACUCUGGUGCGGGCUUUGAUCUGUCGUGAGAAGGCGAGGUGGAGCGGUUUUCUAAGUGUUUUGAAGGUUCUUUUUUCCAAUUAGUCGGAGCUAGAGGCGUAAGUACAGGGUACAUGCUGUCCAGCAGUGCCCGCUUAUCCUCUUGUUCUACAAUGUUCAUGAGCCGGCCACGGUCCAUAGUUUAGGUUAAUGAGAAGAGAGUGAAAUAGAAUUCUUCAUGGU